CUUCUGUUCUGUUAUUCUUUCCUUUUUUACUUUUCUUUUUCCUUAACUCUGUUACUCUUCAACCUUUUCAAUUGCAUUGCCAUUGCCUCUCUCAUCUUUCAAUUUCAAUCACCAUCAUCACUUUCUUCUUCCUUUUCAAACCUCUCUCUCUCUCUCUCUCUCUCUCUCUCAUUAUUAUUGGCUUCUACACUCUCUAUCAAUUUCAUUCUACCUAAUUUUCAUUGAUCUCAUUCCAAGUUACCUUCCUCUUCCUUAAUUGCUGCAACAAAGAAUAAUAGCACUGGUUAAUUUUUGGUGAAGAUGGUAUUGGGAAUAAGAACAAAGAGUAGAAAAACUGUUUCAGAUUCAAUUCAAGUUAACUACAUCAUCCAUGUUCAUGAGAUCAAACCAUGGCCACCUUCACAAUCACUGAGGUCUGUUCAAUCUGUGCUCCUGCAAUGGGAAAAUGGAGACAAAAAUUCCGGCUCUUUAGCAUCCAACGUCGGUAACGGGAAAAUCGAGUUUAAUGAGCCUUUCAAGCUUUCAGUGUUUAUGUUAAGAGAAGCAUCUAAGAAAGAAAAAAACCGCGAAAAUUUCAAGAAAAACUACUUAGAGUUUCAUUUGUAUGAUAGGACAGUGAAGAACCAACUACUAGGAUCAGCCACUAUAAACUUUGCAGAUUUUGGAAUUAUUAAGGAAGUUAAAGCCAUAAGUUUUCAGUUGAACUGCAAGAAGACUUUUAGGAGUUCAACGCAGCCGUUGAUGUAUGUUAGUAUUCAGCCAUUUGAUAUGGAAUGUUCAAGCUCAUCACCAAGCAGCAACUUGUCAAAAGAAUUGUCGGUAGAAAAGGAAGAAAGGGAAUCUGUAUCACUACCACAGUCAGUUAAAGAUGAUGAUGAGGAAGAUGAUAUUGAAAUUGCCUCUUUUACCGAUGAUGAAACUGAUGACAUUCCUUCAAAUAAUUCUGCUACAGAGCCUACAAGAGACAUCUUUGAAAUCAGUGAAGGAGGAAAAAAGGGAUCUAAUGGAGAAUGUAUUCAACCCUCAGAAAGUACUACUUCUUGGUUACCUACAAACACAAAGGCUGAAGCAUCCGCACAGGUCAAUGGCAUCGAACCUCCCUCUUCGUCUAUGGUUCUACGCUCAGGUAUGGCAAAUGCUGAGAGUGGAAGGACUUCUGUCCCUAAAAUAUCUGAGGGAAGUGUCAAGGUUGCUGAUGCAAGUUCUGAGAUUCAAAUAAACAUUCAACGAUCCCGUUGGCAAGAUAUCACUGGUAAUAGGUUCAAAGACGUAGCUCCAUCUCCAUACACUUCAUCAAGUAUGAAACCACGCUUUGAAAUAUCUUCCCAAUCUCAAGUGACAUCAGAGGAUAGCAUAAAUCGAGAUAGCACAGAAAACCAUAGAUAUAAAGAAAGUUUUCCUGAAAAAGUUAGCAGUGUUUCUAACAUUGGUAUGAUAGAAGACAAAGAAAAAAUGGAUGAGAGAAGAAAAGUAAGAAAACAGUCAACUGUAAGUAAUGAAGUUUUAGAAAAUGUGCUUGAUAAUAAUUUUUCAGAUGAUGAAUCUACAUGGGCAGGAAAAUUUAAUAAUGAUACUCUUCUGCGAAGAAAAAAAUCACAUGAACAUCCAACAAUUAUUUUGACAAAUGAUAAAGCCGAGGAUGUGAGAAAUGAAAAGUUUCCUUUACAAACUACUGAGAGCAGCGGGCAGUUUAUCAGGAGUCAAAACCUUGAUCGGGAAGAGAAAAUUAAAACUUUAAAUGGUGUUCAUGUUGAUGCUGCUUGUCAUAAAGACGUUAAUGUCAAUGGCAGCCUUCUUAAUGAUAAUACUGAAUUGAAGGCCGAAGUUGAAAGGCUUCGUGAAGAGCUCAAGGAAGCUGCUGCUCUUGAGGCUUCAAUGUACUCGGUUAUUGCUGAACACGGCUCAUCAAACAAAGUUCAUGCACCUGCUCGGCGAUUGUCUAGAUUCUAUUUCCAUGCUCGUAAAGCUGGCUCCCCUGAUAAAAUAGCUAGUGCAGCCCAGAGCAUCGUCUCAGGAUUUGUUUUUGUUUCUAAAGCAUGUGGAAACGAUGUUCCAAGGUUGACAUUCUGGUUCUCAAACAUAAUAUUGCUGAGAGCAAUUGUGAGCAAAGGAGUUGAACAUAAAGACCUUGGCGAUGCUGCAUGCAUCAAUGGUGAACGUUACGUAAAUGGUCUCACUCUUCAUGAACAAGAAAAAGAAAAUACAGAAGAAUACUUUCAUAACUGGCUGGAUCCAGAGACAUUUUUAGUCGCAUUGGAAAAGGUUGAAGCGUGGAUAUUCUCUAGAAUUGUUGAGUCAGUGUGGUGGCAGACGCUGACUCCAUACAUGCAGUCUGCAGCAGCUAAGAGCUCUAGCUCUCGGAAAACCAAUGGGAAGAGAUAUAUUAUCGGUGAUCAAGAUCAAGGAAACUUUUCUAUUGAUUUAUGGAAAAGAGCUUUUAAGGAUUCAUGUGAAAGGCUUUGUCCUCUUCGAGCUGGGGGGCUUGAUUGUGGUUGCUUGCCUGUGAUAUCUAGAAUGGUGAUGGAACAGUUGGUUAAUAGACUUGAUGUGGCGAUGUUCAAUGCUAUUCUUCGGGAAUCAGCCGAUGAGAUGCCCACGGAUCCUAUAUCUGACCCUAUUAGUGAUUCUAAGGUUCUUCCUAUUCCAUCUGGAAAAUCAGGCUUUGGGGCUGGCGCACAACUAAAGAAUGCUAUUGGUGACUGGUCAAGAUGGCUUUCAGAUUUGUUUGGCAUUGAUGAUUGUGACUCUCAUGAAGAUAACAAUGAAAAUGAUGACUCAAAAUAUGAACCGCCCUUCAAACCUUUCCCUCUCCUGAACGCAUUGAGUGAUCUAAUGAUGCUUCCUUUCGAUAUGCUUGCAGAUCGCUCUAUGAGAAAAGAGUUAUGUCCAAGAUUUGGCAUAUCAUUGAUAAAACAAGUCGUCGACAACUUUGUUCCCGAUGAGUUCUCUCCUGGACCUGUCCCAAAUGCUGUUCUCGAGGCCUUGUACAAUGAGGAUGUUGAGGAUGAUGAAGGGUCCAUCAAUAGCUUUCCAUGCAGUGUUGGUUCCACAUUAUAUGCACCACCUCCAACUUCUUCAGUUAAAGAAGUGGGAACCCCUUCACUAAGAAGUGGAUCAUUUGUGCUUAAAAAGUUAUAUACAAGUGAUGAUGAACUUGAUGAAUUAGAUUCACCUCUUUCUGCUCUUGGCAUGGAUGAUCCUAAGAAAAAGUUUUCAGUAGUAAAGGGUGGUCGUAAGGUUGUUAGAUAUGAACUUUUGAGAGAAGUGUGGAAGAGUAGUGAGUGACAUGCAUUCAAUCAUUUUUUUAAUUUUUGUAUAUUUUGUAUACAAUUUACCCUAUAGUAUAGCAGUUUUUUUUUUUAACAAUAAGAGUAAUAAUGAUGAUGGCCUUUUAUAAUCUUGUACAUUUUAUUGCAAAUGAGAAGUUAUUGUGUCAUGGUGAAUGAAA
Messenger RNA from Medicago truncatula (barrel medic), 3448 nucleotides. RefSeq lists its product as uncharacterized. Gene Ontology annotation, cellular component: nuclear pore. The transcript has 9 exons. Lineage: Eukaryota; Viridiplantae; Streptophyta; Magnoliopsida; Fabales; Fabaceae. The coding region runs from base 301 to 3285 and encodes 994 amino acids. The record is from RefSeq and is a predicted model, not a curated record.